Molecule: messenger RNA, 936 nt
Organism: Colletotrichum higginsianum IMI 349063
Lineage: Eukaryota; Fungi; Ascomycota; Sordariomycetes; Glomerellales; Glomerellaceae
Product: effector 14
Exons: 3
Coding region: 1-936 (311 amino acids)
Cellular component (GO): extracellular region
Source: RefSeq, a predicted model, not a curated record
AUGAAGUCUUCCAUUGUUCUUGCCGCCACUAGUGCCGUCUUGGCCAUGGGUGCCGCCAUCGAUCCCCGUGCCCUGGAGGUCGUCCUGGACAUCACCUACGUGACCGUCACCGUCACUGAGGGCGUUCCCAUCGAGGAGCCUACUCCCACCCCUACUCCCUCCACCCCGGCUGUCUUCUACGAGGCUCCCAGCUCCGUCCCCAAGAUUGAGGAUACGCCCGCGCCUGCGCCCAUCUUCGAGACCAUCACCACCAAGCGCUCCGAGACUCCCACCCCGACCCCGACCCCGACUCCCACCCCCACUCCUACCCCCGAGCCUGUUGUCGCGCCCGUCGUCUCGGAGCCCGUCGCCCCCUAUGUCCCUGCUCCCGCGCCUACCGUUGUCGAGACCACCGAGGCCGCCCCUAGCGCCGCUCCCGCCGUCAGCGACCUCCAGAGCACGUGCCUCGACUCCCACAACAUUCACCGGUCUAACCACUCUGCUCCCGCUCUGACCUGGGACAGCGCCCUUGCCAGCUACGCCCUCAUCACCGCCCAGACCUGCGUCUUCGAGCACGACAUGGCCACUGGCGGUGGUGGCUACGGCCAGAACCUUGCCAUGUGGGGUGCCACUGGCUCCGAGGGUCUUGGUGAGGCCAAGGCUGCCCAGCGUGCCAUCACUGAGCAGUGGUACAACGGCGAGCUGAACCUCUACACCGGCUAUGGCGAGGCCAGCCCUGACAUGACCAACUUCCUCCAGUGGGGCCAUUUCACCCAGAUGGUCUGGGUUGACACCACCACUGUUGGCUGCGGCGUCCACUACUGCGCUGCCGGCACUCUCAGCUCCAUUGGCAGCUGGUACACCGUCUGCAACUACAAGUCCCAGGGCAACGUCAUUGGCAGCUUCGACAAGAACGUCCUGCCUCCCGGCAGCGCCGCCACCGUCAACAUUGCUUAA